AUGGCUGAGAGUGACUGGCCCAAAAAGGGCCCCAUGGCCGCCCAGGCCAAGUCCAAGUCCUCCUCUCUAGCAGCUCAGAGAGGAGGAGAAUAUGUGGAGGCUUCCAAGAAAUGGGCCGCCGACCAGAACAAACAGCAUUGGAUCACCAAGAACACAGCCAAGCUGGACCUGGGGACUGAGAAGCUGCAUCACGACCGGGUGAGCCUGGAGGUGGGCAAGGUGAUCCCGCAGGGCCGGCAGAGCAAAGGGCUGACGCAGAAGGACCUGGCGACGAAAAUCAACGAAAAGUCACAGGUCGUCGCUGACCGUGAGAGGGGCCGGGCCAUUUCUAACAACCAGGCUCUGGGCAAAAUCGAGAGAGCCAUCGGCCUUAAGCUCCGGGGGAAAGACAUCGGGAAGCCGAUCGAGAAGGGGCCGAGGGCGAAAUGAACACAAAGCUUCGAAAUCAGCGCGUUCCAGCUGAUCUUGUCUGGCUGGUUCAGCGUGACCACCAGCGCCAGCGUGGGUCU
Molecule: messenger RNA, 509 nt
Organism: Lagenorhynchus albirostris (white-beaked dolphin)
Lineage: Eukaryota; Metazoa; Chordata; Mammalia; Artiodactyla; Delphinidae
Product: endothelial differentiation-related factor 1-like
Exons: 1
Coding region: 1-429 (142 amino acids)
Cellular component (GO): nucleus
Molecular function (GO): DNA binding
Source: RefSeq, a predicted model, not a curated record